Thunnus maccoyii (southern bluefin tuna) is the source of this 2838-nucleotide messenger RNA. It is a transcript of the gene tgfb5, whose product is annotated as transforming growth factor, beta 5. Gene Ontology annotation, molecular function: type II transforming growth factor beta receptor binding; cytokine activity; type III transforming growth factor beta receptor binding. The record is from RefSeq and is a predicted model, not a curated record. The transcript has 7 exons. The coding region runs from base 1238 to 2494 and encodes 418 amino acids. Lineage: Eukaryota; Metazoa; Chordata; Actinopteri; Scombriformes; Scombridae. Gene Ontology annotation, cellular component: extracellular region. Gene Ontology annotation, biological process: regulation of cell population proliferation; transforming growth factor beta receptor signaling pathway; BMP signaling pathway.
CCUCCUCUUUCUGUCUGAGACUCGGUGCAUUUCUCACAGAGGAUCUGCAGAAUAAUGGAGUCACAUCCUGCAGCAGCUCUCUGCCUCUGUGCUUUCAGCCCAGCAGAGAUCAGGCUGGUGCUCAUUUAAACCGGGGAUCUGUAAUUUACUGGGAAGUUGCCUUUUUUAAUUCACAGCACAAGGACUUCUUUCAUAUAUAUAUUUUUUUGCGUCAUGUCUUUUUAUGUCGCCUGACUCUUUCCGUGUUUUGAUGUUUAUAGCGUAUGAGGGGGAUUAACAGGCCCACCAUGGUUUUUCCAACAUAAAUCAACAGUUUUUUCCAACGUUUUAGUGCAGCCUGCUUUCUGUUUACCUAUAACGGGGAAUGGGAGGACGUCAUUAGGUUUUUUUUAAAAGCAUUAACUAGAUUUUUUUUUCUGGGAGCGGGUAUGGGCCACUUUUUUGCUCCCCCGAUGGGUUUUUCGGAGGUGAAGGCGCAGGAGCCCGGCUGCUUCAGAUGAAGUGAGCAGCUCAGGUUUUCGUUUGGAGGAUUUGCGACAUGGGCUGAGCUCCUGUGAUGACUCUUUUCUCCUGAAAGCUGUUAAAUUAUCCGAGGAUGGACAACGGAAAACGGAGACGGAUAAAACUGUAACUUUUUCGGACUGAUUGUCAUUUAAAUCUUUUCACCUUCGCAUGCGUCAAAAGCGCAGGACCACACCGGAGCUCCUGAGCGCACCAGCUUGGAGUGAAGCGUCAUCCAAAUUUCCAAUCACUAGAUUUGGAGUUUGGUAGUUUUUUAUCAACUGGCGUUGAUAAGCAGUUUCUGAUAAGCUUUUAUUCAUAAAAAUGUUUUCGCUUAGUUUUAUUGUUAUCCAGAAUUUUGCCUUUAAUGACUAAAUAAUAAUGUGUCGUUGUGUUUUGGGUGCUGCUGCAGGCGCGUGUAUGAAAAAUGUUAUAAAAUUACCGUAGCAGGAUAAACGUUAAGUCAGCAGAUGUGGUUUUCAUUUUCCACAUAAAGUUGUUUUGACCAGAACAGCCUGUUAGGCGUGCAUAUCGAAUUGUUUGGACUUUUUAUUUAAUUUCAGAGAGUUUUGGAGGCAGUAAAGCCUUCAGUUUAAAUUUUUCAUCACUGACGCACACAUUUCUUCAUGCUUGGUUGCAAGUCUCAGUUUUAAAGUCAUCAGUAGUCUUGUUUCAGCUGGACUUCCUUCACGGCCAUUCAGGGAGUAGCUCCGUUCCUCCGUCUCCUCUCCGGACAAUGUGGCUCUCCCACCUCGCGCUGCUGCUGCUGCUCCGGUUCUCCGGUGUGCUGGUGGAGGGGAUCAACACGUGCCAGUUCAUUAACCUGGACGAGCAAAAGUCCCGGCGCAUCGAGGCGGUCCGCGGACAGAUCCUCAGCAAGCUCCGCAUCCGCAGCCCGCCGGACCCGACCAAGGCCGAACCGUCUGGCUCGGUGCCCCCGGAGGUCAUGCUGCUGUACAACAGCACGCGGGAGCUGCUGAAGGAGCGCGCUCGUCUGGCCGAGUCCGCAUGCGAGCGCGAGAGCAGCGAGGAGGACUAUUACGCCAAAGAGGUGCAGCGGAUUGACAUGCUGCCCCCCCGCACCGAUACAAAUGCGGUGCAGCCAGUAGCCCCCAACCCCCAUUACAGAGUCGUCCACUUCGACGUCAGUGGAGUGGAUUUGACCAACAGCACCCUGGUCAAAGCUGAAUUCAGGAUCUUCAGAGCUCCCAACCCGCAGGCCCGGGCGUCAGAGCAGAGAGUGGAGAUCCAUCAGCUGCUGAAGCCAGAUGAAGAAAGCACCUCCACUCAACGUUAUAUUGACUCUCGCACCGUUCAGCCACGGGUGAAGGGAUCCUGGAUAUCUGUGGACGUCACAGAAACCGUAAAGGACUGGGUGUCAGAUCCAGAGAAUAAUCUAGGCUUGAGGCUGGGCGUCCACUGUCCCUGCUGCACCUUUGUCCCAUCCACCAACAACAUUGUGCCCAACAAGAGUGAGGAACUGGAGGCGCUCUUUGCAGGUGUGGAUGAUGAGCAGCUUCGUCAGAUAAGAAAGCCGGGUCAGGUUAAAGGCCAGCCAGAUUUCAGCACCAAGACGCCGCACCUCAUCCUCACCCUGCUGCCUAGCGACAGAGUGGACAACCCGGCCAAGAAGAACCGCAAGAAGAGGGCAGCCGCCACAGACGCCACAACCUGCACUCGCGGUUCAGACCAGGGCUGCUGCCUGCGUUCGCUCUACAUUGACUUCAGGCGCGACCUCAACUGGAAGUGGAUUCACGAACCCAAAGGUUACAAAGCCAACUUCUGUGCUGGCAACUGCCCUUACCUCUGGAGUGCAAACAACCACUACAACAUGAUCCUGCCCCUGUACAACAAGCUGAACCCCGAGGCCUCCGCCUCGCCCUGCUGCGUUCCCCAGGACCUUGAGCCCCUCACCAUCAUGUACUUUAUCGGCCGCACGCCACGUGUUGAGCAACUCUCCAACAUGGUCGUCAAAUCCUGCAAGUGCCGCUGAUGGAAGCGAGUGCAGAGGAAGAGGUGAGGGAGGCGGAAAGGAGGAGGAGGAGGAGGAGAAUGAAUACAGGACUAAAACUACAAACUGCUUCGCUCAGGGGGAAAAUAAAGACGAGAGGACAGAUGGAUCCUUUGUUCAUUUACCUUCGCUAUUUGAUCACUUUUAGCAGAUGUUAUUUUUUUACGUUGCCUGAUUCAAAUGUCAGGAUUUUGCUCUCAUUCUUUACAGGCAUGAAAAACCUUCUCAGAUCAUUUCUCUUGACAUUCUCUGGAAGUUUCUGUUUGAUAUAAGACACUGUAAAUAUGACAACAUAGCUGUAUUAAACCUGUACUUGGACAUUAAAA